This is a messenger RNA of Exaiptasia diaphana, 1133 nucleotides long. RefSeq lists its product as uncharacterized. The transcript has 3 exons. Lineage: Eukaryota; Metazoa; Cnidaria; Anthozoa; Actiniaria; Aiptasiidae. The coding region runs from base 305 to 877 and encodes 190 amino acids. The record is from RefSeq and is a predicted model, not a curated record.
AGKGCACAUAGACAAUGACGUCAUUGACAGCCAAUUAGGGGAGCCGUAUAGUGAUAAAUUCAAAAUCUGCGAUUUAGCGAAUAAAUCACUGUCUACUCAAACACAAGAAAGCUAAAUAGCCUAAAUCUGAGCACGUGUGAUGCCAUUUCGCCUCGAAGAUGACGCGAGGACACAUUUUGGGGAAGUAAGACGCUGGUCGCUGAUUCAGCGGGAAGAAACAAGAGUCAAUUGAAGAGUGCUACAUGUAUAGUUGGGAGAACAACUUUAAAAACAGGAGCUCAAGUGAAAAUUGGUUUUCUCAAUAAUGGCAGAGAACUGUAUACCCGGUGCAGUAUCUUUCAAUGUGAACUCCGGUUUCACUGAAAACGACCAAACAUCCAUCGAAGUAACGUCAACAAUUAACCAUGAAGAGACAAUCAAAGAAUCACAACAAGGCAUCACGAAAGAUCGUUACUCGAGUACGUUUAAUUCAAAUUCAUCAUUCCUUGGAUCUCCUAGUGUGAAUCAUUGCCUSGUGGUCAAAAAUACUCAUUGGUAUAGCCUACGCGGAAAGACUCUCCCUGUCACACUGAUGUUGCUAUUGAUGUAUGUAAUCCUCGGAAUUAUUUUUCUACCUUUUAUCAUAAUUCCUCUAAUGAUAUGCUGUGUCAGUUAUUUUACACCGGAGACUUUUGAUCAACUCAAGCAGGACAAGUCGUUGGAAGUUGAUCGGAAUCGGAAAAGUAUCGGUCUGGAUUCGUAUCAUGACAGACAAACAAAACAUAAUGUGCGUGAACAAGUUACAUGUAAAAUCUAUCCGUCGGAAAGUAUAAAUGGGAAGAGUUUUGGUAGAGACUCGUCUUAUGAGAGCAAAGCAGAUGGACAGGCAAAAGUGUAGACGUCGGAAAGUGAUCGGAAAAGGUGUCGGUUGGGUCUCGUAUCGUGAGAUCCAAGAUGCCAAGAUGUCACUUUGAGUUUGGCAAGGCGGAUACAAGCGUUCAGGAUAUGAAAAAUACAAUUUUGGAGAAUAUGUCCAACCUUUUAAUUCGUUAUUCUACGUUCGUUGCUCUUUGUAAUUUAGGAACAAAUAAUAAACAAAAACAAAAAAAUGAAUAAUAAAGAUAUAGAUAAAGAAAUAAAGAAAAUUAAUAAAG